Messenger RNA from Westerdykella ornata, 1138 nucleotides. RefSeq lists its product as uncharacterized. Bases 50 to 1015 code for a protein of 321 amino acids. The transcript has a single exon. Lineage: Eukaryota; Fungi; Ascomycota; Dothideomycetes; Pleosporales; Sporormiaceae. The record is from RefSeq and is a predicted model, not a curated record.
CUUUCUCUCUCCCCAGUUCCAAGCCGCAUUCUUUCCUUUUUCAUGAAAUAUGACACCCGCACGACCAGACCUCCCUUCGACCCCGCUCUUCCCUCCCACCUCCUCCCCGGCAAAACAAACCCCAACACACGCGACACCCACACCCCUCUACUCGAGCGAAGGUCCCACCCUGCCCAUCAUUGGCGCACCUUUCCCCGAGCUCGCCGCGACGGCCCAAGAAGACGAGCGGGGAUGCAAGAGGAGGAGGACCGGGGAUAUCGGACCGUACACGAUUUCCUCGCUGAAGGAUAGUAAUUUCAGCAGUAUUGAAGGAACGGAAACGAAGACACAGGCGUGUUCCGAUAACACGGACACGCUGCCGUCGAAACAACCACCACAGCACCGACCCUUCGAGACCCAAAUGCGGAAUUCGGCCUUGGCACCCUUAUACGAACCGUGGGAUCUGCUGCCAGCGGCGCUGCAGACCUCGCUGAGGACGCGAAUUGGCAGCAGCAGAGAUGUCCAGCUCGAGCGGCACGUCAUUCCCAUUGCGUUUACGAAGAACCAGAACUUCAAAGCGGGUGUGAAUAAGAUAAAAGCGGCUCUGGAUGCGGUCAUGCUUGGGGGAAAGAAGGAGGACGGGAACGAGGAGGGGGAUAGAGUCAUUGCGGUGAGUGCGCAGGGAGAGGGCACGACGAAGUUGGUGGGGAUUGUGGAUGUUGCGAGGAGGGUUGUGCAAGAGGAGAGAGAGGGGUCAACGACGUGGUAUUGGUAUACGGCGUUGACGAGCCGAGUGGAUGACGGGGCUGGGAGGAAGAAGAAGAGGCAGAAGGAGCUUCAGGAAAGAGGCGUCGAUGGAAUGGACGAUGAAUCAGAGGACGAUUUUCAGACCUUGGGAGCUGUGCAAAAGGCCGAUGCGCUGGAAGAGAAGGCCAAGAUGCGGAGGGUCCCGAUCCUCACCGUGUGGAUGUCCACGAAGCAGAUGCCUGGGUUCAAGGACGCUUAUGGAGAAGAGACGGUCCGUGUGGCACCCUGAGGAAGCAUGGUAGGGUUGGUCAGCCUGAGAGAAUCUUGAGUUUGUCGGGAUGCGGUUUUCUACAGCAUACCAAUGCACAUGGCUCCGAGCCUUUGAAGAGAUGGCUUCGUCCUAAGAGAGACA